Messenger RNA from Oryzias melastigma (Indian medaka), 2144 nucleotides. RefSeq names its product fibroblast growth factor 14. Gene Ontology annotation, biological process: positive regulation of cell population proliferation; regulation of cell migration; positive regulation of protein phosphorylation. Lineage: Eukaryota; Metazoa; Chordata; Actinopteri; Beloniformes; Adrianichthyidae. Gene Ontology annotation, molecular function: fibroblast growth factor receptor binding; growth factor activity. Gene Ontology annotation, cellular component: cytoplasm. The record is from RefSeq and is a predicted model, not a curated record.
UUUCUUUCUGGACGCGUAUCGAUAGUCAUUGCACCUCCUCGCGCCUCCUUCGGCGCUCUUUAACGCAGCUAAAAUAAUAAUAAGAAGAAGAAGACUUUGAAGCCUCUUCUGUGACGCACGCGGCUCCACGAGUCACCCGCUCCGUCCUGGUUCCGGACUGGACCCGGUACCGGAGCCACAUUCCAGCAGCUUCUUUUUGAUCACCAAGGUGAGGAGGAGGAGGAGGGGCCAGCCGCCGGAGUUUAUGGAUUAUUGAAAAAGUGAAGGGCGGAUCAAUAAUUCACGAGGACUUUCUCCUGAAACAGAGCUGAGAUUUCCGCGCGCCCACCUGCAGGUCCGGCGCCGCGUGCGCGCACUGACCAGAUGAGCGCAGCGGCUGCCGGAGGAGAGCGUGCGUUUGGAGAGGAGCCCCCCUACUGCGGUACUUUCCUGCCGUGAUGCCCCCGACCCGCUGACGGACCCGGACCCCCUCCCACGACAGACGCAUCGACCCCCCCACUAAUAUGCAAUGGUUUUUCGUGCAGAAGCCGAGCGCCGCCGCGUACCGCCGACUCCACGCUAGCGCCGCCGCAUGCCUGUGCGCCGCCGCCGCCGCUCCUCUUCCUGCGCGGCGCGGCAGACGACGCCAUUUGAAGCGGAGCGCUCCGGGGCUUGAGGGGGAGCGGAGCGCCGCUGUCCUGCCGCGCGGCGGGGACGUCGACGCGGAGUGCGCGCGGCUGGUGGAGCUCGUGGCAAAAGCGGGCGAGAAUCCGGGCGUGGAGCCGGGCUUCCUGCUGCUGCUCCUGUCUAUGGUGCAGAUCGGGGCGGGAGAGUCCAACAGCUGGCCGGCUCUGCUGGCAUGCAAGCAGGGGGGUGGACCAGCCCCCGUAGGAUGGGUGAAUUUUAGGCUGCCGCAUCCGGAGAGCCUCUCCUCCUCCUCCUCCUCCUCCUCCUCCUCCCCAGUGUCGGCCAAAUCCAUGCGGUUUAUUUGGAGCAACAUCUUCAGCAAAGGAUCGCAUAUGCUGCAGUGUCUUUGUGGCAGGAGCCUCAAGAAAAACAAGAACCCAACUGAACCACAGCUGAAGGGCAUCGUGACCAGGUUGUUCUGCAGGCAAGGCUUCUACCUCCAGAUGGGCCAGGAUGGAAGCCUGGAUGGGACCAAAGACGACAGCACCAACUCCAGAGCUGUUUACAGCAGAGUGCAAGUUUAAAGAGUCGGUGUUUGAGAACUACUACGUCAUCUACAGCUCCAUGCUGUACAGGCAGAAGGAAUCGGGCCGGGCCUGGUUCCUGGGCCUGAAUAAGGAGGGCCAGGCUAUGAAAGGCAACAGGGUCAAAAAGACCAAACCAGCUGCACACUUCCUGCCUAAACCCAUAGAAGUUGCCAUGUACCGAGAGCCGUCGUUGCACGAUGUAGGGGAGGCGGUGCCUAAGCUCGCAGGGGUCCCGCCUUCCAAAAGCACAACCUGCGAGCCGGUGGUCAUGAACGGAGGGAAGCCGGUCAGCAAGCCCGACAAGGGGGGGACAUAGCCCCGCCCACCCCGGCUGCGCUGAAGCCACAACUACAGCCUUGCCCCACUGCUGCGCGCUCACUAGACAAAAACUGCAACAACAGGUAAAACAAACAGCGGCACGCUCUGAUUGGACAGCGGUGGGGCCGCUUGUCCCGCCCCUUACUGUGCUGGUUGGGCUCUGGGGGCAAGAGGACGGAAAAUCCGGUUGCCGGACUGACGUCUGGGAACUGAAGAGGUGGAAAGACGUCCCGACGGAGGAGAAACUUGCCAUCCUCACUCACUUUAUGUUUGUUUUUUCUGACAAUCCAUAGAAAUGAGGCCUUUUUUUUAACCCCGAUAGGACUGUUUGAUCUUUUUGUGUCGGCUCACUAUCUGGAGCCGGCAACAGAAAAUAUUCAAGAAAAAAAAAGCCUCAGCAGAUGUUCAGUUCUGCUGAUUCCAAGCAUGCACAGUCAUUAAUCAAUUAGGACUCAGAGUGUUCUACAUCCCAAAACACCUGAGAGAGGCGAACCAGGAAACGUCCACACCGAGGGUCGCGCUCAUUUCUCCAAACCUGUAGCAACACAGAAGGAUCCGCUGGUGUCCGAUCAGCGCGGUAGCAGUCAAGGGUUUACAGAGUAGCAGAUAUUAUAGAAUUAAUAAAAAAAAAAA